AUGAGUAAAAAGCUUGGAACCAAUCCUAAAGCAUAGGAAGCCAGAGAAAGGGAAAAAGAAUAAAAAAAAUAAGCUAGAAUUAUUGAAGAAGAAAGAAAAGAAGCAGCCAAAUGGGCAGAAGAUGAUAAAAAUGUCUUGAAAAAGCUUGAAAGAUAGCAAGAAAAAGAAAAACAAAAAGAAGAAGAAAGAAAAAGAAAUGAGGAAAAGAGAGCUUUGUAUGAAGAAGACUAAAAACAAUUUAAAGAUAAAUAAACACUAAAGAAAGAAGAAGGAGGGAAAUUAACAAAAGCUGAGCUUAAGAAAAGAGAAUUGGAAAUUAUGAAACGAGAAGCAGCUAAGAGAAUGGGAAUUGACUUAGACGAACUCAAAAAAGAAAAGAAAGAAGCUGAAAAGUAGAAAAAAGAAAAAGAAUAAGAAAAACAAGAAAAAAUUGCUAGAGGAGAAGAAGUAGAAGAAAGUGACGGAGAAGACUUCAAUGUUAAACCCAAUUUAAAUCAUAUUAGAAGAGAAUAAGCUCUAUAAGAUGCAGAAAAAUACGAUAAAGUUAUUGAUGCAACAGGUCUUGAUGACGCCUUAGAAGGCUUAAAAGAUGAUUAAGGAGUUAAACAUCCAGAAAAGAAAGUCAAAGCAGCUUGGGAAGAAUUUUUAGAAAGAAGAUUGCCAGAGAUGAAGGCUGAAUUUCCUCACUUCAAAAGAUCAAAACACAUUGAAUUACUAAGAAAAGAGUGGGAUAAGAGCCCAGAUAAUCCUUUCAACUAAAAAGUUGUUUCUUACGAUGAAAAGAAAUGA
Tetrahymena thermophila SB210 is the source of this 789-nucleotide messenger RNA. Its product is annotated as coiled-coil protein, putative. Gene Ontology annotation, cellular component: nucleus. NCBI's taxonomy places the organism in Eukaryota, Ciliophora, Oligohymenophorea, Hymenostomatida, Tetrahymenidae. Gene Ontology annotation, molecular function: transcription coactivator activity. The transcript has 6 exons. Gene Ontology annotation, biological process: transcription by RNA polymerase II. The record is from RefSeq and is a predicted model, not a curated record.